CAAAGUGGCGUGGCAGGCAAAGCACUGCAGCAGGUUAUAAAAGCGUACUACUACGCCUUCCAUUUUCUUACAUCCAAUUUUAUUUUCCUUCCCAACACACGAACACAACUUUCAUCCUCACCACCAGACCUCACUAUCACACAGGCCCAUCAUGACUCGCACAGAGCGCGCUGGCUUCCCUCGUGCUUUAUUACGGGAUCGCUCUGAGUCCAAGUCUGGCCUUGACAAGUCCGUCCGCAAAAACGGCAGUGGCCAGCACAACUGGGGUAGCAUCAAUGAUGAACGCUACCUUGAGGCCGCCGCACUCGCAGACGAAGAAGAGGAGUUCGAGGGAGACACCACAGACCAGCAACUCAACAACUCCGUUCACAAGAAACCCAAACUUGAAAAGCGGGCCAACUCCUUCACGGAGGAAGAAAGGGAGAGUGCUAGGCAGAUCAGGAAGAACGCACUCAAGGCACAAGACAUCGAUUUGUCUAUGAUUGCGCGCACUUCUUCUGCUGCGUCUACAUCUCCGCCCAGCAGGUCGCCUCCGCUCAUUAUCACUGGCAAUGUGGAGACCGCCAGCAUAAGGUCGGCAUAAAGCGGAUGUGAAUGUAUCUGUUUGCCAUUUUACUUCGUUCUUGACGAUUUACGUCGGAAUCACCGCAAAACAACAUACAGAACACACUUGCUCCUGUAAUUGUACUCAAUUGUAUUGUCAUCAUUAAAUCGUAUUAUGUCAACCUUGGCACACUGCACUCCACGUCGCUCCACGUUACGUAUCCAAGCGCCUGA
This is a messenger RNA of Suillus clintonianus, 777 nucleotides long. RefSeq lists its product as uncharacterized. Bases 152 to 583 code for a protein of 143 amino acids. NCBI's taxonomy places the organism in Eukaryota, Fungi, Basidiomycota, Agaricomycetes, Boletales, Suillaceae. The record is from RefSeq and is a predicted model, not a curated record. The transcript is spliced from 4 exons.